CUUUUAAGAAUGAAAUUAUAUGAUCAUUUACUUGAUAAUCAAUAUUACAUAACAUUCUUAACUAUGUCUAGAACUUCACAGAUCGAGCAUAUCACUCUUUUAUCCUCCCAUUCUCCCAAUAAAACAAGAGCUAGAGUAGAAAUGGAAGUAAAACGGAAAAGGAAUAAAGGGGUCUUUGCCUCGUGAAUGUCUGUGAUGGAUUUAGGUAUCAAAUUCAAUCCAUCAUGAACUUGGGAGGAUCCUAUGAUCAUUUAAUUUUACAUCACUAUUUUAAUUUAAGGAAAAUAAGAUAAUUUUUUCUUUAAUCAUGUAAUUUAAAUUUUUAAAAAAUUCAUAAAUAAAUCCAACAAACAAACAUUUAACUUUCUCAAAUUAAUAAUGACCCAAAUCGAGAUCCAUGAUAUUUCAAAACACAAAUUUUAACCAAAACGCUUAAUUUUCAAAUAAAAAAAAUCCUUUCAUCUUAAACGAAGAAUGAAUUACACAUGGGAGGAAAAGGGCAGCAAUGGAAGAAGGAAGUCGUGAAAAACGAGUGUGAAGAAAGGGAGAAGACGCGAUGGCCGGUCGUACCAUUGAUCUCCACUCGCCAACAAUGUUAGACUGACUUAUUAAAUUACCCCUCUUUCGUUCCACUGUUUCUCCAAUCCAAGUCCGACCCACUUUUCCUUUUUAUACGUUUUUUUUUUAACUCCGUUAAACUAAUACACAUGAUAUAGCAUAUUAGCAUACAGAUAGCUCCGUUUGUUCAUCAAUCUCGGUGGUCUUCCAUUGCUUAUUUCAGUGUUAAACUCAAGUUAAUUAAUUGUUUAAUUCUUAGUUGAAUUGUGUGUUUGGAUUAUCUGUUUUAAUGGCUAAUCAACUGGGUGGUAAAGGAGGUAUUUGGUCUAAAAGGACCUCAAACUCAUGUAUAAAUUUGUUUGAUGAUAUGAUCGUUGAACUCUUUGACCCCAUCAAGAAGUGCAUCACAUCUUUAAUGCUAUGGUAGGAUAGUUGUACUGGACCCUCGCUUUCAAAAACAAUUAUGAGGAUUUUACAAAAAAAAAAAAAAAAAACUGAGGCAAACUACUUAAUGAAAAAAUUUAAUUUAAAAAUAGAUACUUAAAUGUAUAAAUCUUUUAUUGAAACAUUAUUUAGAAGUUGAUAAAUUUUUUGAAGCUUUUAGUUUAGUUUCUGCUUGUCUAUGUACUAUGUAGCGAUGAUUAAAGGAGUUGGUCAUUGACUAACGGUCAACUCGGUUGACCGUCUAUUUUAACGGUCAAACCCGUCUCCGGGUCAAAUAAGAAAGUAUGGUACAUACUACAUAGUAUAGAUCAGAAUAUCAAUUUCCGAUACCAAGGGCCAAAGUAGAAAACUUGUUUAUAAUUCGGGCCAAAUUAAGAUAUUAACCCAAUUUUAAAUGACUUGCAACAUAAAGUAUACAUUGAUUAUUUAAAAAUAUAAUAAUAUUUGUAAAAAAAAAAAUUUUAUUCACUAAUCACUAGUUAGAUGAUUGAUAUUAGAUUAUACAAUAAACUAUACUUAAUAAUUAUUAUUCAAUUAGCUUAUUUUAUGGCCUACAACUAUCUUAUUAUUUAGAAGCAAAAAAAUCAAACCACCCACAGUUCCCAGAUAUUCCAAUUUCCAUUACAAGGCAAUGAAGGCAUCAAUUAUGGAAACUGCCCUAAUAUAAUUAAAAUAAAUGUAUGUUCUUCAAAGUUCAAACAAACAGAAUAUAAAAAUGAAUUAUACAUAUGAAACUAGAAAACAAAUAAAAUGUAGGGAAAGAAAAAAAAUAUAUAUAUGCGGGACCUACGGCAAUCUUUAAUAACACCCUCCUACCACUUAUCUCUGCCUCCCUUAUCCUGACCAAACCAAUUCCCCAUCCAAGCCAUAGGCUCCUUCACCCUUUCUUCUUGCACCAUUUUUGUCUUUUCCCUUUCUUUAUGCCGCCAGCUGCUUCCCUCAUCCUCAUCCCCCAUUCCUUCCUUUAUCUCUUCCUAUUCUCUGCUUUUUAGCUUUGGGCGGCUUCUUCACUGAUUCUUCCUUUCGGAACCCUCGACUGGACCCUUUUCACCCAUUCAAUCGAGGGUUCCCUUUCCUUAUCCGCCUCAGGUUUUCAAAGGCUUCCCUUCUCCCCUCUUUGCCGCCCCCAGGAAGCUAGCCACUCCCAUGGCUUUGUGGUCUAUACUGCUCGACAUUCUCCAGAGGCCCAGCCCUUUUGCUGUCAUGGCGGAGCUCUCCAUGCUGGUCGCUCCUCUCUGGAUUGCGGUAUUUGUAGGCGUUCUCGUUGGAUGGUCAUGGAGGCCCAAGUGGGCAAUUUUGGCCAAUCAAUCCGAUACCGCUCCACAAUCGCCGGCUUCCUCGAGCUUCAAGCUUCAGCUGCCCAGCUGCAUCUCUUGGAUUUCCAGCGAAUAUUCCCGUCAACCCAACUCAUCUUCUACUUCUCCCCCACCUACUACCACCCUCGCUUCUGAUUCAAGUGCUUCGCAGCCGGGAAAGGGGAAAUCGAGUAUUGUGUCAACGGAUGAUUUGCAGUACUUGUGCAAGCUUGUUGAAGUCAAAGAUGACGGCCCUGCGUGGAUUCAGAUGAUGGACCGUUCUACGCAGACUAUGAGCUACGAAGCUUGGAGAAGAGAUCCUGAGAGUGGCCCUCCCCAGUACCGUAGCAGAACUGUUUAUGAGGAUGCUACUCCUGAAAUGUUGAGGGACUUCUUUUGGGAUGACGAAUUCAGAAAGAAGUGGGAUGACAUGCUCAUACAUUCCGAGACUCUGGAGGAGUGCCCCACAACUGGAACCAUGAUGGUCCAGUGGGUUCGGAAGUUUCCUUUCUUCUGUAGCGACAGAGAGUAUAUCAUUGGUCGCCGGAUUUGGGAAUCGGGCAGAAAGUACUACUGUGUUACAAAGGGCGUAAGCAAUUCCGUUCCAAGGCGUAACAAGCCACGCCGUGUUGAUUUGUACUAUUCAAGCUGGUGCAUCCGUGCAGUGGAAUCAAAGAGAGAUGGACAGCUGACUGCAUGUGAGGUGCUACUGUUCCAUUACGAGGACAUGGGAAUUCCAUGGGAGAUUGCAAAGCUUGGAAUAAGACAAGGGAUGUGGGGAGCUGUGAAGAAGAUCGAGCCCGGUUUAAGAUUGUAUCAGAAAGAACGAGGUUCUGGGGCUCCACUCUCACGUUCCGGUUACAUGGCCCAGAUCAACUCCAAAGUGAGUCCAGACUACCUGAGAUUGUUGGAAAACAGCAGCAGCAGCACUUGUAGUACUUCAUCUGAAUCCGAGAUUGAAACCUCGGGAGAUUCUUCCGAAAAGGCGCAGGGAGGAGGGAGCAUACCUAAGGUUCUAGUAGUAGGUGGGGCUAUUGCUCUAGCAUGUUCACUCGACAGAGGGCUACUGACAAAGGCAGUCAUAUUUGGAGUAGCUAGAAGAUUUGCUAAGAUGGGGAGGAGAUUAUGAUAUGGCGAAAAAUUCUUUCAUUUUGCUUCCCCAAAUAGUCGCGAGCUGUGGUGAAAAUGAAGGGGGAAAGGUGCAAUCUGGGAUGGAGACUUGGUCCUUGGAUCGCCCACCCUAUUUGAAGAGAGGAGGCGGGAAUAGAAGAAGCUUUUACUGCAAUUUUCCUUUUCGUUGGGGCCCUUAUUUAUUUCUGUUCUGCACCUGUUGCAGCUUCUGAGGAAUGAGUGGAUGAUGAAUUGAUGAUACAUAAUACACAGCAAAUAGCUGUAUACAAGUUGAUUGAAGGAAAGAAUGAAAUCUAAGCUGCAUGAACAAAAUAACACGAGAACAAUGAAUGACCAGCUUCUUCUUCUUCGUGGUAUCGCGGCCUUGGCUGCAGUUCUUUGUUACUCUCUUGGAUAGUUUCGGAACUGGGCAUUAUCUGCGGUGGUCUAGUGAUAUGACUUGUUUAGCUGAUGAUCUCUGGUAAACUUUUCCUGGGAAAGCAGCCAUAAAUUCGCAACUAAUAGGUAAGUGAGAGUAAUGGAAGGUGGGUUGUCCACUUCAGAUGUCAGCCAGUAAGUGCAGUCCUAUUUACGAUAGGGCAGCACUCAGCAGCAGCAGCAGCUAGCUAUGGAAGAUCGGGGGCAUUUGCCGGUGGUUGAAGAUGGAAAUUGGGAAUAUGUUUGGUGGUGGUGGGGGAAAAAAGGAGAUGCAUCAGUCUGUGUGUUUAGUUACUUUGGGGCACCUAAUAUUAAUGUAGGCCAUUCAUAGUUGUUUUUAACUUCUGUCUUUACUUUUUCCUUUCUGAGCUUUGGUGUGUUUAGGAUUUUGUUCUCUUCUCUUAUGCUCUUCCGGGAGAGAGUGUAGAGGGCAAGCAAUCUAGUGGGCUGAAUGGCUGAUACCUUGAGUGGCAAAUGAUCUUAGUUACUCUGAAACGGUUUGCUAUGGAAAAAAACGCAUUUAAUACUUCGUUCAACUCGUGAGCUAGCUCAUCUUCAAUUUGUGAGUUUGUUCGACAAUAUGGCUAGCUAGUCACUUCGACCAGCGCGACUUAUGAGAGAAUCGACCUAUAGUUUAUGAGCUAGCUUGUUGAUAGUUCACAGACUUGUUCGAUUAUAUCUACAAAUUAUGUGACAGUAUAAGACUUUAAGAAAAUGAGCAAAUAUGUCUCGUUUCGAAUUUAAGAAGAUAAAUUAUGUGUCAUAGAUUUUUUAGGUACUAAAAAAUUAUUAUUAAAUAACAAGAUACGGCCUAAAUAAUAUGAUAUCAACAUAGUAUAUAAACACGAGAUUAAUAAUGAUGAAAUUUACUAUUUUUUUUUACUACGUAACAUCAAUCACGUGUAUCAUAUAUGACAUACAAAUAUUAUUGCAUGAAUUAAUAGAAUAUUUUAUAGUUAAGGUUUCGAGGUUGAACUAUUCAAAAUGAUAAAUGAGUUUAGCUUGUGAGCUUAUUAUUAAGCCCGAACUCUAAAGAGCUCACGAGUUCAUUUGGUAGUCAAGCUGGAAUCAACUUUAAAUCAAAUACGAGUCAAAAUUCAAUGAACAAGUUAAAUUCGAACUUCAACUUAUUUAUUAACAAACCGGUCCAAAUUAGGUUAAAAUGGCUCAAUUCGUCUCAUUUACAUUAAUAAUACCAAUACCAUCCGAUAGGUAUGUAAGCUUGACCCGAAAGACCCACUUACCCAUCCCGACCCAUCUCUCCCCUGAGGUUCAAGACAGUCAUUUUGUCUACAGGGUCAGAUUAGAGACGAAUCAUUUGUUGAUCCUGUAAGGGCCGGGACAACUUAGGGACGGGUCACUUUUUGACCUUGUGACCCUUAGCAACAACAAAUAUCUCAUACCACAUUGGACCUUUUGUAAAAUUUUAAAAGUUUAGGUACUAAAUUAUAAAAUAAAAAAUGGAUACCAAAAUGUAAUUUUACCAUCAAAAUUUAUGAACUUAUUUUUAAAAUAAAUAAAUUUUAUGUACUAAAUUGUAAGAAAAAAUAAUUUUGGGUACCAAAAUACAAUUUAUAAAAAAACAGUGUGUUGAUUAGGGUCAACCCACUGACUCGACCCGUCCCGACCAUUGAGGGUCAGACAGGGUCAAGAAGGAGACAGGGACGGGACGUGUCAGUUAUACAUCUUGACCAUUCAGGGACUGGUCAAACAGAGUCAACCCACUGACUCGACCCGUCCCGACCAUUGAGGGUCAGAUAGGGUCAAGAAGGAGACAGGGACCGGAUGGGUCAGUUAUACAUCUUGACCAUUCAGGGACAGGUCAGACAGGGUCAGGAACGGGUCGAGGCAAUUUUCAGCCCUACCAGGCUACCAUCUGAUGGAUACUAAGUAGGGGUGGGCAUGUGGGUGGUUAAUCCGCAGAUUGAUAUCGAUCCAUCCGCAAAUAACCCGACCCGUAUACAAUGGGUGAUUGAUGUGGGUAAAUUGCAGAUUGAUCAAUCUUCCACCCGCACUUAUGUGGGUUGGUGGAUUGAGGGUCACCCAUAUGACCCGCAUCUUAUUUUUACAUGAAAAAUGUUGUUUCCUAUAGUAUAGAAUAUUAAUCAUAUUUUCGUAAUGCACUAUAGUAUUGUGACAAUAUACUUCAAAAAGUGGAGAAUAAAGAAUUGUUUUGACUACUAUUAUUGGUUUUGUGUUGUGCAAUAUCUAUUAGAUAUUGGAUAUUGGUAUGCAAAUUAUUGUUAAUAUUAAUUUAAUAUUGGGAUGAAAACUAUAAAUUAUUAAUUGUAUC
This is a messenger RNA of Linum trigynum, 6138 nucleotides long. The record is from the annotation of a GenBank genome assembly. Lineage: Eukaryota; Viridiplantae; Streptophyta; Magnoliopsida; Malpighiales; Linaceae.